AUGGACGACUCAAAAAAAUCAAUAAAUGUAGAAAAGGCUAGACUAAAAAAAUCUAAUUUUGUUUUAAAAGAAAUUAUGUUAAAAAUUUUAGUAGUUGGAGAUUAUGGAGUAGGAAAAACUGCCGUAAUAAGAAGAUAUGUUGAAGGCAAAUUCACAUCUAAUUACAAAGUUACAAUCGGGGCUGAUUUUUCAAUAAAAACCAUGCCUUGGGAUAGUACAACGGAGGUUAAUAUACAAUUAUGGGAUAUAGCUGGUAAUGAAAAAUUAACAUUUAUGUCAAGAGUCUACUAUAAGUAUGCGGCUGCUGCUGUUAUAGUUAUAGAUAUAUCAAGAAUAGCAACUUUUCAUUCGCUACAAAAUUGGUUAAAGGAUAUCAGAGAUAAAGUGAUUUUAUCUGAUGGGCUACCUGUUCCUAUUAUUAUUCUAGUUAAUAAAUGUGAUAUAAAUGAAAUAUCUGUUCCUCUAGAUGCAUUAAAUAAAUUAAGCAAGCAAUAUGGUGUACUUAAAUGGUUUAAAACUAGUGCUAAAUGUAACAUAAACAUAGAUGAUGCCAUGAAAUUUAUAAUAACCAAUGCUAUGAAACAUAAAUUAAAAGAAUAUCAACAGGAAAAUGAAAAUGUCAUAUUACAUUCAAAAAUCGAUAACGAUAAACAUAAUACUUGUUGUGACUGA
Molecule: messenger RNA, 672 nt
Organism: Pediculus humanus corporis (human body louse)
Lineage: Eukaryota; Metazoa; Arthropoda; Insecta; Psocodea; Pediculidae
Product: GTP-binding nuclear protein RAN1, putative
Exons: 7
Coding region: 1-672 (223 amino acids)
Molecular function (GO): GTPase activity; GTP binding
Source: RefSeq, a predicted model, not a curated record